Rubroshorea leprosula is the source of this 653-nucleotide messenger RNA. NCBI's taxonomy places the organism in Eukaryota, Viridiplantae, Streptophyta, Magnoliopsida, Malvales, Dipterocarpaceae. The record is from the annotation of a GenBank genome assembly.
CCAGUACACCUAAAGAUUAAUUUCCUUCGUGUAACAUUUUCGAAAGGAAAUUGGAAUGGAAAGACCGAAGGAAGGAGCGAUCAUCUAACGAAAUUUUCGAAAUGAAAUUUCGGCACCAGAGACGAUGCUAUUGCCGCCACAAUCUGUUGAUCGCCGGAAGGAAGCAAUAUAGUCCGGCUUGGUUGGUCGCUGUACGGUGUCCUAAGUUCCGUCUUCCUCACUCACUCAGUUAGUGUGGUUCCUCUCUUCUUUACUGCGUUCCCGCUUCUCUUCCAGCUCUCGAUCUCGAUUGCUCUAUUGCAGCACGGGGUUGGAUACUGUAAAAGCCGAUGAUUUUUAAAUGUUAUUACACAGGCCAGAAAAAUCAUGGUUCAUCCUCUUUGCUUGAAGCUUCUUAGUUCGUGGGUGCAUCACACUGUAAGUCUUAAAUUCGUUAUACUCGAUAUAUGUCAAUGUUGCUGUUGGUGCUAUUGAUUGCAUGAUUGUUAAGAAUAGAGUUGAUAUUCAAAGGCCUAGAUAGAUAAGUUUAGUACAAAUCUUCAAUACAUAUAUUGUGACUAGUGUCUAAGAAUGCUUCCUUUUCAUUUUUCUUUUCUUUGGUUUGUUUAUGCUGGCUGCACUAAUAUGCAGUUGCUGGGAGGAUUUAGGUCAGA